Messenger RNA from Ornithorhynchus anatinus (platypus), 1458 nucleotides. RefSeq names its product olfactory receptor 14A2-like. Bases 299 to 1261 code for a protein of 320 amino acids. Gene Ontology annotation, biological process: G protein-coupled receptor signaling pathway. Gene Ontology annotation, molecular function: olfactory receptor activity; G protein-coupled receptor activity. The transcript is spliced from 2 exons. Gene Ontology annotation, cellular component: membrane. The record is from RefSeq and is a predicted model, not a curated record. NCBI's taxonomy places the organism in Eukaryota, Metazoa, Chordata, Mammalia, Monotremata, Ornithorhynchidae.
AGCGGUGGCUUUAUCUAAGGGGACGGGAGCCCUGCCUGGAAAGCGCGUCUCGGUGUCCGCGGGAGAGCGGAGGGGGGCUGACGGAUCCACGCCGACCCUCCGUGGCCGCUGCAUCCAGGAGUGCGAGGAGAGAGGGGGGACCAGCCCAGCCCAGAGCGGGUGAGGGAUCCCCCAGCCCCACGCUGGCCCGAGAAUCACUAGCAAAUGUCCUGUCGCUUUCUUCGCUCGUCUCAUCGAUGCACUCUAACUUGGACUCUUCCCCCGUCCAUCGCAGAAAAGUCAAUGCUGCCUCCCCAAAAUGCCCAACGUCUCCACGGUGAGGGGAUUCCUCCUGCUGGGAUUCUCCGAGGUCCGGGAGCUGCGGCUGGUCCACGCCGCGCUGUUCCUCCUGGUCUACCUGGCGGCCCUGACGGGGAACCUCCUCAUCGUCGCCGUCACCGUCCUCGACCGCCGCCUCCGCACCCCCAUGUACUUCUUCCUCGGGCACCUGUCCGUCCUCGACCUCUGCCUCGUCUCCGUCACCGUCCCCAAAUCCGUCACCAUCUCCUUGACUAAUAACAGCUCCAUCUCCUUCCCGGGCUGUGUGGCUCAGCUCUUACUGGGGACCUUGUUUGCCGCUGCGGAGUAUUUCGUCCUGACGGCCAUGUCCUACGACCGCUACGUCGCCAUCUGCCUCCCCCUGCGCUACGAGGUCCUCAUGGACAGAGGGGCCUGCGAGAAGAUGGCGGCCGCCUCCUGGCUCAGCGGAGGACUGAUUGGGGUCCUGUUUUCAUCUUUUACCUUCUCCCUGUCCUUCUGCGGGUCCAACGUCAUCCAGCAGUUCUUCUGUGACGUCUCCUCCCUGCUGAAGAUCGCCUGCUCCGAGGAGCACGUCGCCAUCGACGUGAGCGUCGCCGUCGCGGUAGCGUUAGGCAUCCUCUGCUUCGUCUCCAUCGUCGUCUCGUACGCGCGCAUCUUCCGGGCCGUGCUGAGGAUGCCGGCCGCCGAGGGCCGGGCCAGGGCCUUCUCCACCUGCCUGCCUCACCUCACCAUUGUUAUCGUUGUCAUUUUGACGGCCGUCACCGCCUAUCUGAAGCUUCCCUCGGACUCCUCCUCGACGCCGGACCUGCUGGUGUCCGUAUUCUACAUAGUGGUACCCCCUGCCCUCAACCCCCUCGUCUACAGCCUGAGGAACCGCGACGUGAAGGCCGCCGUCGGGAGAGUCAUAAAGGAGAGAUUCUCCCACCCCUUUCUCUGGAAAAAAACCGUCUCCUUGUGUUGAUAUUGCCUUCACUCACUUCCCUAAGACACCCGACAGAGGGGUGCAUAUGAGCAGUUGUCUUUUCUGGCUGAUAGGAGACUUUCUCAGGGUCUGGAGGGGGGUUUGGUAGAACAGGUUUAUGACGGAUAAUCCCGCCUCAGAGGGCAUUGCGCUGGGGUCGAUACGAGGUUGGACCCCCAUUUAUAUCCCACAAGGGG